CCUCCCCGCCGCCCCCCCCACACGAACUCUUGUCGCCAGUGGAAGUGGAGGUGAGCUCGGUCCCACUUUCUCUUUUGCGCGGAGGAGCCUGAGGCGAAGGGCUUGAGGUCUGCGCGGGGGGCACUUCGGUUCUCGUCCCUGCUGGUCGGGGUACGAGUAGGGAGCUGGUCUCGCCUAACACAUGUGUCUGGCACACUUGUGUUUAUUUAUUCUCGCACAUAUCUAGAGGAUGGCGAUGGCGUCGGCAACGGAAGGGAACGGGGCGUCCGCCGGCUACGUGAAGGAGUUCACUCGCCACUGCGGCGACGUGCUGCUCAACCUGAACGAGCUGCGGCACCGCGGCAUCUUGACCGACGCCACCCUGGCGGUGGGCCACGCGCGCCUGCGGGCUCACUCGGCCGUGCUGGUGGCCUGCAGCGGGUUCUUCUAUUCGCUCUACACGCGGCCGGUGCAGCACAUGAGCGUGUCCCUCCCGGGCCACUUGGAGCCCACCAGCGUGGCCCUGCUGCUGGACUUCAUGUACACGUCCCGCCUCCCGCUGACCCCUGCCACCGCCCCCGGCGUGCUUGCCGCGGCGGCCUACCUGCAGAUGGACCACGUGGCCGACACCUGCCGGGACUUUAUGCGGCUGCACUGCGGGGAAAAGAUGAGAACGAGACACGCCCGAUUGGAGCUGGACCCCCGGAUGUCGGUAGCCUCUGUGGCCCCUAAAAGUGGAGACCUGCCUCAUCUUGGACCGCAGGCAGCUCAGAAAGUCAGUACUUUUUCCAGGGCCCCGGGUGAGGCCGAGGGCCCGCUCACACCGGGGGCCUUCCCGCCACGCGGGCCCGCUUCAGAGGAGCUAAAGAAGGAGCUCGUGUCGCCCCCGCCGUCUCCCGACAGCCCCGCUCGCUCCAGCUGCCAGCCGAGCUCCCCCGCCGAGUCCAAAACCUGCAAGGAAAAUCUUGAGUGUGGCAGCAAAACCACCGCGUACCCAAAGUCCUGCAACUGGAAAAAAUACAAGUACAUUGUCCUCAACCCUCUCUGUGCCGGGAGCUCAGUGAAGGAGGAGCCGCGUGGCGGCGACGCCACGGCCGUGACACAGGCGUGGCCUGGAGAAGUGCCUGGUCAGAUUGAUAGACAGGGGCGGGCCUCCUGCUACGAGGGUUCUGGCCGAGCCCCUCCCCUCGGGCCACCCGCCUCCGUGGACGAAGGGACAGCUAGCACUCAUCAGCAACAUCACGCCGUCAAGCGAGAGUGCUCCUAUGCGCCUUACGGUUACCCGGGCAACGCUAAAGGAGGCAAAAGCAUCCUCUCGGGCGACAAGCCGUACCACUGCAACGUGUGCGGGGCCCGCUUCAACCGGCCGGCCAACCUCAAGACGCACGCUCGCAUCCACUCGGGCGAGAAGCCGUACCGCUGCGACACCUGCGGCGCCCGAUUCGUUCAGGUGGCUCACCUGCGGGCGCACGUCCUGAUCCACACGGGUGAGAAGCCGUACCCGUGUCACACGUGCGGCACCCGCUUCCGACACCUGCAGACCCUCAAGAGUCACCUGCGCAUCCACACCGGAGAAAAGCCUUACUCGUGUGAAAAGUGCGAGCUCCGCUUCCGCCACAAAAGCCAGCUGCGCCUUCAUCUGCGCCAGAAGCACGGCGCCGUUACCAACACCAAGAUCCACUACAAGGUCCUGACUGAGCCGUACCCGCCCGUUCUGCAGGCCUGCUAAAAAAAAAAAAAAAAAGGCUGAACGACACUAACUUUUUCUGAAUGGUAUAUUUGUCACUGGUUGCGAGAGGUGGUUUAGCUGUCUGUAAAAAAACAAAUCCUCACACUCGCCGAGCUUGCAUUUGAGAGUAGAGCGGUAAAAAAGUUGGAUUAGAGUGUAACCGAAAGUGUGUUUGUAAGUUUGUGAAGAGUUUGAGAGGAAGUCCUGCCAAAGAGAGGUUUUGUAAAGUUUGAGUAUGUUCAGUGAACCCUUACCAUUCGACAACUUCAAACAAAGAUAUUGACAAUCAAGCAUAAAAAUGGUUUUGCAAUUUUUGAAUCCAAUUUUUUAAGCUUAAAUAAUGAAGGACAAAGUAUGUUCAGGCACAAAAUGGUGAGGGUUCACUUCAGGUGGUUGAAGGAAGUUUGAACAGUACGUGUGGACGUUUGAGCUCAUUCAUUUAAAACGUACUUUGAAUGACAAUUGUGUUGUUUCUUGCUUCUAAGUUUUGCAUUGAACUUCGCACGUGAGAGGCCUGGCGCCUUGCGUGCUCUCUGAAAUAAUUUAUGCAUCUAUACCCACUUGAGAAAGUCCAAGCGGGCAAAGGACUUUUGCGGAUAUAUAACCGUACAAAUUGUCUCCAAGAGAGUCGGGAAUUAUUGGAUGAUUCAUUUGCAGGUCAAAGAUGCUUUUGUGUUAUUUCAAUUAAACUGCAGCCUUGA
Molecule: messenger RNA, 2409 nt
Organism: Syngnathus acus (greater pipefish)
Lineage: Eukaryota; Metazoa; Chordata; Actinopteri; Syngnathiformes; Syngnathidae
Gene: bcl6b
Product: BCL6B transcription repressor
Exons: 12
Coding region: 230-1708 (492 amino acids)
Biological process (GO): regulation of transcription by RNA polymerase II
Cellular component (GO): nucleus
Molecular function (GO): protein binding; DNA-binding transcription factor activity, RNA polymerase II-specific; RNA polymerase II cis-regulatory region sequence-specific DNA binding
Source: RefSeq, a predicted model, not a curated record